GGCCUACAUACAAAUAACUCACCUUUCUCCUGUUUUUCGCUAAUUUCCAGAAUUUUAAUUCCCCCCUUCCCUUUUUCGCCGACACACUCUUACUCCAUUUUCCCUCCCCCUUCAUUUCUCUCUCUUCAUUACUCUUCAAUAAGCUUCGAAUCUCUCUCUCUCUAUAGCUGUCACUUUCUUUUAUGGCGAUGUUUCUUCCCAAUCUCCACCGAUCUCUCUUUCAACUACUAUUGCUACUCCUUCUCCCAUCACCCUUUUCCUUAUUCUUCUUCUCUUUGCUUUCUCUGCUUCUUUCUUGCUUCUGCAUGCUCUAAAACCCAUUGAUAACUAGUUAACAGAGCACCCCUCGAAUGUUUUUGGUGUUUUAAUGGCGCUUUGGGACUUCCUUUUGCUGUUUUUCUCCUUGAUCUUUGGUUGUAUUCCAUUUGCUCGUGCUCUUACUGAUGCUUCUGAUGUUCAAGCUUUGCAAGUUAUAUACACCUCAUUGAACAGUCCUCCUCAGCUGACUGGUUGGAUUGGUAGUGGAGGCGAUCCAUGUGUAGAGUCAUGGAAAGGGGUGACUUGUGAAGGAUCUGCUGUUGUCUCCAUUGAGAUUUCUGGGUUAGGGCUGAAUGGAACGAUGGGUUAUGCGCUCUCAAGUUUUUUGUCAUUGAAAAAGCUUGAUAUGAGCGACAACAAUAUUCAUGACACUAUUCCUUACCAAUUGCCGCCAAACCUCACGAGCCUAAAUAUGGCAAAAAACAGCUUAAGUGGUAAUCUUCCUUAUUCUUUUUCCACCAUGGCUUCUCUCAAUUAUUUGAAUAUGAGCCAUAAUUUGCUAUCUCAGGCGAUAGGAGACGUUUUCACCAAUCUUACUACCCUGGGGACCUUGGACCUUUCUUUCAACAACUUUACUGGGGAUCUUCCCAAGUCUUUGGGAACUUUAUCCAAUGUUUCUUCCCUCUUUUUGCAGAACAAUCAAUUGACUGGCUCUCUCAAUAUUCUAAUUGAUUUGCCUCUGACCACUCUAAAUGUAGCAAAUAAUAAUUUCAGUGGAUGGAUACCUCAAGAACUGAAGUCGGUUGAAAAUUUCAUGUAUGAUGGAAAUUCAUUUGACAAUAGUCCUGCACCUCCUCCACCGCCUUUUACUCCACCUCCUCCUGGUAGAUCUCGUAACAGCCCCAAACAUCCUGGGUCUAGCGGUGGCACCCAUACUGCACCAAGUUCUGAUGAGAGAUCAUCCCACUCGAACAAAGGCUUGCCAGUUUUAGCUAUAGUGGGGAUAGUUUUGGGUGCUAUAAUUUUUGUCCUCAUUGUGUUAGUUGCUUUUGCUGUCUGCAUCCAGAAGAGAAAACGGAAGAACAUUGGUCUAAGAGCUUCCAGUGGAAGGCUGUCUGUUGGCACUAGUGUGAAUGCUGAGGUGCAAGAGCAUCGGGUGAAAAGUGUUGCUGCUGUUGCCGAUAUUAAGCCUCUUCCUGCAGAGAAAAUGAAUCCUGAGAGAUUACAAGCAAAAAAUGGAUCAGUGAAAAGAAUAAAGUCCCCUAUUACUGCUACUUCUUACACCGUUGCUUCUCUUCAAAGUGCAACAAAUAGUUUUAGCCAAGAAUGCAUAGUUGGUGAAGGUUCUCUUGGCCGUGUUUACAAAGCAGAGUUUCCUAACGGGAAGAUAAUGGCAAUUAAGAAAAUCGAUAAUUCAGCACUGUCACUACAGGAAGAAGACAAUUUUCUUGAAGCGGUUUCAAACAUGUCAAGAUUGAGGCAUACAAACAUUGUCACACUAAAUGGUUAUUGUGCGGAACAUGGCCAGCGUCUUCUAGUUUACGAGUUCAUUGGAAGUGGGAGUUUGCAUGACAUGCUCCAUUUUGCUGAAGAAAGUAGUAAAACACUGACUUGGAAUGCACGUGUCCGGGUAGCACUUGGAACUGCUAGAGCUUUAGAAUACUUGCAUGAGGUUUGCUUGCCUUCUGUUGUACAUAGAAACUUGAAGACUGCAAACAUAUUACUUGAUGAAGAUCUCAACCCCCAUUUGUCAGAUUGUGGUUUGGCUGCUUUAACACCCAACACAGAGCGGCAGAUUUCUACUCAGAUGGUUGGUUCGUUUGGCUAUAGUGCUCCGGAAUUUGCCUUGUCAGGAAUAUAUACCGUCAAGAGUGACGUGUACAGCUUUGGGGUGGUAAUGUUGGAGCUCUUGACUGGCCGAAAGCCGCUUGACAGUUCCAGGGUGAGAUCAGAGCAGUCACUUGUGAGAUGGGCUACUCCCCAACUUCAUGAUAUCGAUGCCUUAGCAAAAAUGGUAGAUCCUACAUUGAAUGGAAUGUACCCUGCAAAAUCUCUGUCGCGCUUUGCGGACAUCAUUGCUCUCUGUGUACAGCCUGAGCCUGAAUUUCGACCUCCCAUGUCUGAAGUAGUACAAGCAUUGGUGCGUUUAGUGCAAAGAGCGAGUGUGGUAAAAAGGCAUUCGAGCGACGAAUCGGGUUUCAGUUACAAAACGCCUGAGCAUGAUACAGUUGAGUUGCCAUUUUGAGGUUGCCAGCCAAAUUCAACUGUAGAGAGCUUGGAAUUUUGACUAAAAACACCUAGGAGAGCCAGACACAAUCUCUUCAGGGAUAUGAGACAGCUCUCAGUCAGGUGAAAAAAACCAAGCCAACUUGUAUCUAUAUCUUUGAUAAUGCAAGAUAUUGUAAUUAAAAUAUUUAAUUCUUGUUGCAAGUUUUAUAACUUAUGGCCAUACUAGAAGAGUGUAUAGCAGGGAAAUGAUUUCUAUAUAGAAGCUUCCGUCUUUCCUUCAAUAAUUUGAUGUGAAGUGGAGACCCCCUUAUUAUUA
Benincasa hispida (wax gourd) is the source of this 2803-nucleotide messenger RNA. RefSeq names its product STRUBBELIG-receptor family 8 (gene SRF8). Gene Ontology annotation, molecular function: protein binding; ATP binding; protein kinase activity. The record is from RefSeq and is a predicted model, not a curated record. Gene Ontology annotation, biological process: protein phosphorylation. NCBI's taxonomy places the organism in Eukaryota, Viridiplantae, Streptophyta, Magnoliopsida, Cucurbitales, Cucurbitaceae.